AUGAGGAGGUCAUCCAAAAGUUCUGGUGCGGCGCACAAGAAGGGGAAAACCGAUUUGGAUCCGUCCAACGCAUCGCAUCGGCAGGAAAAGAAGAUGCGGACAGAUCCAAUGAAGAAACGAAAGCAAAAUGGGAAAAGUGGCCAAGGCGGACAAAGCAAACAGCAAAAUGAAACCAAACAGACAAUUGUAGGGAAGCCAGUAAAAAGGAGCAAUGAACCCACGAAGCCCACCAAAUCAAAGCCAUCUUCCCCGCCGAGGAGAUAUGGAGAAGAGCCUCAAGGAAAGAGGUCUCAGCAAAAAGAUAACCACGCCGAGGGGAAUAAAAACACGAAGAAGAAUUCCUCAAACGAUGUAGUGGUGAAGGAAAAAAUGGAAGCUGCGAAGGGGGAAAGGAUCAAGAGAGAAGGAGGAGGAUGCUUUCUAUGUCUCUGCUGUGGAAACAAUGAUGAUGAUAUUUUGAAUGAACUGAUUUUAGAGGACGAAAGCAGCAGAGAGGAGGAAGAGCGAGAAAAAAGGAAAAAAGAACAGGAGGAAGAGGAAGAGAGACAAAAGGCAAAGGAAAGGGAACGACUGAGUAUGAUAGAGGAGGAAGACAAAAUGAGGCGUCUACUCGAAGCAAUCUCAGAAGGCAAGACAGAAGAAGAGAAGAAAAAAGUCGACGAUCUGGAGAAACCAAAAGAACAAGCAAAAAGAGGUUCCCGUUUAAUCAUAAAAGAUUUCAAACCUAAAUUGUUGCAAAAGAAAAAGCCCAAGUUCAGUUUCCUUGGAGCAGCCUCAGCCCCUCCCCCCCCUGAGGCCUCAGCCUGUAUAGGACCUCCACCGGAAGUCAAAUCAACAUCUGUACGCGUAAGAGAGGGAAUCUAUUUAAUAUAUAGUGAGGAAAACAACGGACAACUAGAAUUACAUUAUUCCAAGGAACCCAUAAAAGGCAGAGGUGUAUUAGGCUAUAUAUACUCAAGUAGCAUCCCAGAUUUUUAUUUUAUGAAAAAUAACAUGAAGCAGAUUUUACUAAAAGAUGUUACGAAAAUAAUGCAGAGCACCUACGUUAGAGACGUAAAGCCUUACUACGAAUGUGUCAUCAACUUUAUAAAAAUGAAAAAAAAAUUUAACGGUGUUUUAUACUUCUUACCUGCCUUCAAUGCUCAGCCCCCUCCAAAACUGGACGUUAUUUUUUUUGAUUCCAAGGAGAAGAAGCUGCACUAUGCUCCCAUCGAAGAAGAGAUCGAGUUCAAGGGCAACUUCAUUUUCGUCAUUCAGAAGGGGCUCCCAAUAUUCAAGGAGGAAAUCGAGACGGAGAAGCUCUGUUCCUACGUGUGCAGCUUCGGGGCUUUUCAGGACAUCUAG
Messenger RNA from Plasmodium knowlesi strain H, 1344 nucleotides. RefSeq names its product IMP1-like protein, putative. Lineage: Eukaryota; Apicomplexa; Aconoidasida; Haemosporida; Plasmodiidae. The record is from RefSeq and is a predicted model, not a curated record. The transcript has 2 exons. Bases 1 to 1344 code for a protein of 447 amino acids.